Molecule: messenger RNA, 2194 nt
Organism: Tripterygium wilfordii
Lineage: Eukaryota; Viridiplantae; Streptophyta; Magnoliopsida; Celastrales; Celastraceae
Product: serine/threonine receptor-like kinase NFP
Exons: 2
Coding region: 115-1974 (619 amino acids)
Biological process (GO): protein phosphorylation
Molecular function (GO): ATP binding; protein tyrosine kinase activity
Source: RefSeq, a predicted model, not a curated record
CUUUUUUGGACUAGUCAUCCUCUCCGAUUUAUCUUGCGGAAGGAUUAGCCAACUAAUUUGGAUGCUUCCAUCAAGACAACUGUGCCAUUUUGGAGGGAGCUCAAAUUCAUUGCAAUGGCAGUUUCUCUUCUUUCGCUCCCAUCCUUCCAAGGUUUUGGCAUGCUGCUGUUUCUUCUAUUCUCGACCUCCCUUGUUGCAGCUCAAAAACCAACCUCCACGGGCACAAAUUUUUCGUGCUCUGCAGAUUCACCUCUAUGCCAAACGUAUGUCGCUUACCUCACCCAGCCACCGGAGUACUUGGACCUCGGAAACAUAUCUGAUCUGUUUGAGGUCAGUCGUCUAUUAAUUGCUGGUUCCAGUAACUUAGUUUCUGAAACUACACCACUAGUUCCCAACCAACUCUUACUGGUACCUAUAUCCUGUGGUUGCACUAAGGGUAACUAUUUUGCCAACAUCACUUAUCAGAUAAAGAAAGGUGAUAGCUAUUACUUGGUUUCAACCACUUCUUUUGAGAAUCUCACUAACUGGAAAGCGGUGCAGGACAUGAAUCCUACCCUGCAACCCAACCUCCUAAAAAUUGGUGUCAAAGUGGUCUUUCCUCUGUUCUGUAAGUGCCCUUCCAAGAAUCAGUCAGACAGUGGAAUUAACUAUCUAAUCACCUAUGUAUGGCAGCCCAGAGAUGAUAUCCCCCUUGUGAGCGCUAAACUGAAUGCCUCAGCAGCCGACAUAUUAUCUGUAAAUAACUACCGGGACUUUAGUGAGGCUGCAAAUUCUCCGGUGCUUAUUCCUGUGCCUCAAUUGCCAGUUCUCUCUCAACCGAAUCCUCCUCCACUUGGAAGAAAGAAAUCUGAGAGUCACUGGCUCCUAAUCGUUGCAAUAAGCACAUCAACUGCUCUGUUGAUCUUCAUUUUAGUGUCUCUGCUGGUGUAUUCUUGCCAUUCAUAUAAGAAGAAGUUUUUGAGUCGGAAUGAUUCCUGUUUGGAGACUACUGAUCUCAUUCAGGGGAAGGAACUUAAGUCGAGCGAAAGCUUCGAGCACAGGAUUAUACAGGACAAGCUACUUCCGGGGGUUUCUGGCUAUCUAGGAAAACCAAUUAUCUACGAUGUUGGAGUAAUUAUGGAUGCAACGAUGGACUUCCAUGAACACUAUAGGAUUGGAGGAUCCGUAUACAGGGCCACAAUUAAUGGACAGGUAUUAGCAGUAAGGAAAACUAAAGAAGAUGCUGGAGAGGAACUGAAGAUUCUACAGAAAGUAAAUCAUGCCAAUCUGGUGAAGUUAAUGGGCAUCUCAUCUGGUUCUGAUGGGAAUUGCUUCUUGGUUUAUGAGUACGCUGAAAAUGGUUCACUGGACAAAUGGUUGCACACUAGUCCUGCUUCUUCUUCAGGCUCAGUAGCAUUCCUCACCUGGAGUCAGAGGUUACAUGUAGCAUUAGAUGUGGCUCACGGCCUGCAAUACAUGCACGAGCACACUCAACCAAGCAUAGUUCACAGGGAUAUCAGGACCAGCAAUAUUCUUCUAGACUCCAGGUUCAAGGCCAAGAUUGCAAAUUUCUCCAUGGCCAUGUCUGCCUCAAAACCUGCAAUGCUAAAAGCUGAUGUAUUUGCUUUCGGGGUUGUGUUGUUAGAGUUGCUUUCAGGAAAGAAAGGCAUGGGAACCAAAGAAAAUGGUGAGAUCAUUUUGUUGUGGAAGGAUAUAAGGGAAAUCUGGGAAGUUGAGGAGAAGAGACAGGAGAGGUUAAGAAUGUGGAUGGAUCCAUGCUUGGAGAGCAUUUAUCCUAUUGAUGGUGCUAUGAGCUUGGCGAACUUGGCAAGAGUGUGCACAAUGGAGAGGUCUUCAGCACGACCAGGCAUGGAAGAAAUCGUCUUUAAUCUCACAGUUCUUGCUCAGUCGUCUUCGGUGACAUUAGAAAGGUCUUGGACUUCUCUAGAAGCAGAAGAACUUGCUCGGAUCAUAAGCCCAGUCAAAGCUCGAUGAUUUCAGAAAAAUGGUAAUGGUUAAGUUUGGCGUUGCUUACUUUUGCAUAUCUUGCUUUAUGUCUGUACAAAUUAUGGUGUUUUUGAACUAAAAAUAAGACGAGCAAACUUACCUAAAGCAGAUCUUUUAUAUUCAUGCAUCACAAUAUGAUCUUUUUAUACAGUGUUUGUGAAUCUGCUUUCUGGUUCUUCUGCCAAACAGGAUAGGCGUAGUUUCACAA